AUGGGCAGAAUCAUCUUCUACGAGGACAGGAACUUCCAGGGUCGCUCCUAUGAGACCAGCAGCGACUGCGCCGAGCUGACGUCCUACCUGAGCCGCUGUAACUCCUGCCGAGUGGAGAACGGCUGCUUUAUGGUCUACGAGCGUCCAAACUAUGUGGGCCACCAGAUGCUGGUGAGGAGGGGCGAGUACCCCGACAACCAGCGCCUGAUGGGAAUGAGCGUGGGCGACUGCAUCCGCUCCUGCCGCAUGAUCCCUAUGCACAGGGGACAGUUCAGGAUGAAGAUCUACGAGAGGGAGAACUUCGGAGGUCAGAUGCACGAGCUGAUGGAAGACUGCGACUCCAUCCAGGAGCGCUACCGCAUGUCCGACUGUCAGUCCGCUCACGUGAUGGACGGCCACUGGCUGAUGUACGAGCAGCCACAAUACAGAGGCAGGAUGACGUACCUGAGACCCGGAGAGUACAGGAGCUUCAGGGAGCUGGUCCUGGGUCCCAUGGAGAAGAGGAUCGGAUCCAUCAGGCGCAUCAUGGAAUCCUGUAAUAGCAAUAUUGUGACAUGUGUCCAGACAGGGAGGGCAUCAGUUCAUUCACAGCUCUCUGAGAUCUGCGAAACCACUGCAUCCAACAUGGGCAAGAUCACCUUCUACGAGGACAGGAACUUCCAGGGGCGCUCCUAUGAGUGCAUGAGCGACUGCGCCGACAUGUCCUCCUACCUGAGCAGGUGUCACUCCUGCAGGGUGGAGAGCGGCUGCUUCAUGGUCUACGAUCGCCCCAACUACAUGGGCAACCAGUACUUCAUGAGGAGGGGCGAGUACUCCGACUACAUGAACAUGAUGGGAAUGAGCGGCGGUAUCAGGUCCUGCCGUAUGAUCCCCAUGUACAGAGGAAACUACAGGAUGAGGAUCUACGAGAGGGAGAACUUCGGUGGUCAGAUGCACGAGAUGAUGGACGACUGUGACAACAUCAUGGACCGCUACCGCAUGUCCGACUGCCAGUCCUGCAACGUGAUGGACGGCCACUGGCUGAUGUACGAGCAGCCCCAAUACAGAGGCAGGAUGAUGUACAUGAGGCCUGGAGAGUACAGGAGCUUCAGGGAGAUGGGCUGGAGCGGCAUGAGGUUCAUGAGCAUGAAGCGCAUCACUGACAUGUGCUAAUUGUACAUUUUGAUGUCAAUAAAUCAUAGAAGAUUCUACUUUUAAA
Solea solea (common sole) is the source of this 1198-nucleotide messenger RNA. Its product is annotated as beta/gamma crystallin domain-containing protein 2-like. The transcript has 7 exons. The record is from RefSeq and is a predicted model, not a curated record. The coding region runs from base 1 to 1152 and encodes 383 amino acids. NCBI's taxonomy places the organism in Eukaryota, Metazoa, Chordata, Actinopteri, Pleuronectiformes, Soleidae. Gene Ontology annotation, molecular function: structural constituent of eye lens. Gene Ontology annotation, biological process: visual perception; lens development in camera-type eye.